Vespa crabro (European hornet) is the source of this 1580-nucleotide messenger RNA. RefSeq names its product transcription initiation factor TFIID subunit 9-like. NCBI's taxonomy places the organism in Eukaryota, Metazoa, Arthropoda, Insecta, Hymenoptera, Vespidae. Gene Ontology annotation, molecular function: transcription coactivator activity; RNA polymerase II general transcription initiation factor activity; protein heterodimerization activity. The coding region runs from base 6 to 737 and encodes 243 amino acids. The record is from RefSeq and is a predicted model, not a curated record. Gene Ontology annotation, biological process: RNA polymerase II preinitiation complex assembly; DNA-templated transcription initiation. Gene Ontology annotation, cellular component: SAGA complex; transcription factor TFIID complex. The transcript has 3 exons.
AUGAAAUGACUGAAAAAUCUAAAACAAUGAGUCACGUAAAACACAUUCCGAAAGACGCUCAAGUUAUUAUGUCGAUUAUGAAAGAUAUGGGAAUCACGGAUUAUGAACCAAAAGUCAUCAAUCAAUUACUUGAAUUCACAUAUCGUUAUGUUACAUGUAUAUUAGACGAUAGUAGAAUAUAUGCGAAUCAUGCUAAAAAGAAGUUCACCGAUUUAGAUGAUGUAAGAUUGGCCGUGAAAAUGCAGUUGGAACGUACUUUUACAAAUCCACCACCAAGAGACGUAUUAUUAGAUGUGGCUCGUGCCAAAAAUAAUAUACCCUUACCAUUCGUUAAACCAAACAAUGGUCUAAGGUUACCACCUGAUAGAUAUUGUUUGAAUGCAACAAAUUAUAAAUUGAAGAAUGCUACAAAAAAAACUGUUUCGAAGCCUAUGCAUUCAUUAGUUGGUAAUAAUAUAUCUGGAGUACAAUCCAGAAUCAAAGUAGAAGGAAGUAAGACUGGUCUUUCAAUAGUCAAAAGACCAGGCACUUUGACUACUGUUGCUCGAACUCAAACAAUAUCUAUACCAAAGCCGGUAUUAAAAUUUUCAACAGCACCAACAGGUACAACCACGGUUAAAGCUCAAAUACCAAAACCAAAAGUACAAAUAUCAUCUGGACAAACUGUGCCACAUAUUAAAAUAGAAGCUGAUGACUCUGUAAAAAGAAAAAGAGAAGAUAAUAAUUAUGAUGUUUAAGUAAAAGUAUAAUAUAGAUAUAGUAUAAUAUUUAUUUGUUGCUUUGUUCGUUAUAUAAUUAUAAAACAUUUGAUUUGAACAAUAGGAAGAAACGGAUAUGUUAAUAUGUUCGUAUCAUGUGCUUUUGGAAAAUGAAAAUUUUUAAUUAUUGAAAAAGAUAAAUAAUGUAUAUUGUUUGAUUAAUUGAAUUAAAUCCAAGAAAUUAAUUUCAAAUAGUGAGAUUAGAAUUUAAUGUGACUUAUUAAUGUGUUUAUAGUGAUUUCUAUGAUGGCAUAGACACUAUCAUUAAAUUUUGCUUUGAUUACCUUGUAACGUAGUAAUCAUUUAUUAAGUUUAUAAUAUUAAGUAAACAAAAUGAAUAUAUUCAAUCAUAUUAAUAACACUUUAUUCUGAAGUAUUAACACACUGACGUCAAACAACAACCACAAUGAUAGUAUUAAAUUAUUUUUAAUGAUAGUAUUAAAGCCAUAAAACUUGUUACAUUAUGAUUAUUAUAAUCAUUGAAAUUAACAAUUUCAUCAAUUAAUUUAUUCUAUUUUUAUACUAAAUUUGUGAUAUUAGAUUAAGAUAGUAAUAAAGAUAAUGAGAAAAAUUAAUAUUUCAGUGAAUGCACUAUUGUUCAAAUAUUAAUUUGCACUUGUAUUCCGUAUAGAUUAUAUAUAUUUUAAAUAAUUAUAAAAUUUUCGAAAGUAUUAAUAUUUUAAUAUUAGAUGUUUGUAAAGAGAGAUCUUCGAUGUUUACUCGCUGGAAUGAAAAAAAAAAAAAAGAAGAAAACUAGAUCGAGAUAAAUAUCAAAGUCAAUCAAAUGUUCGAUUUUUGUUAAUAUUAAAUGUGAUCAAUGAA